AUGACUGAAGACACCGCACAGGCUGCUGCUGCAGCUGCUGCUGAGGCAGAACAGCAGCAGCAGCAACCAGACACACCUCAAGAGGAGCAACAACCGGACACACAGCAGCAGCAGCAGCAGCAAGAGCAGCAAGAGCAGCAAGAGCAGAAUCUCGAAGGAGGCGAAGGCGACACACAGCAGAAGCAGCAACAACAAGGAGAGCAGCAGCAGCAGCAGCAGCAGCAGGACACCACUGCACAGCCUGAGCAAAAGCAGCAGCCAUCGCUGCAGCAACAGGUGGAGCAACAGCAACAGCAACAGCAGCAGCUGCUGCAGCAGCUGCUGCAGCAGCAGCAAGCAGCAGAAGAACUUUCUAGUGAGCAGAGUCGUCUUAUAUUAGAUGAGAUAGAAAGAAGAAUCGCCCUAUGCGAAGCAGCAGCAGCAUAUGCCCCAUCAUCAGGGACUGCUGAUGCUGCUCUUGCUGCUGCUGCUGCUGCUGCUGCUGCUAUUUGUUAA
This is a messenger RNA of Eimeria maxima, 495 nucleotides long. RefSeq lists its product as hypothetical. Bases 1 to 495 code for a protein of 164 amino acids. The record is from RefSeq and is a predicted model, not a curated record. The transcript has 2 exons. Lineage: Eukaryota; Apicomplexa; Conoidasida; Eucoccidiorida; Eimeriidae.